AAAGAAAAUAAGCAGAGACUCGAGGAAGCACCAUUUUAUCCAUCUCGGAUAAAGUCCUCCUUUUCCAUCCCUCUACUUCGCGACAGAAAAUCAAUGGCGGCAAUUGAAGCUGCACUUCCUAUCUUCUCAGUCUGCUCUUCUUCUUUUAAACUCCCUUUUUCCUCUAACAAAGUACUCUGCAAAAAACUCCGUAAUUUUACUCCUAUCCCCAUUCUUUUUCCCAAUUAUCCGCUUUCUCCUCUCCCACUCGUCGUCAACAAACCCUCAAGAAACAACCUCUGCUUUGAACUAUGUUCUGCGCUGCAGGAAGUCGUGUUAGAAGAGGAAGCAGAGCAAGCCGAGGGAUCCAACCCGAAGAGCAAGCUUUACCUGGUCAAUCUUCCCUGGUCUCUCUCUGCUACGGACAUCAAGAACCUCCUGGGCCAGUGCGGAACUGUAAAGGACAUUGAGAUAAUAAAGCAGAAAAAUGGGAAGAGCAGAGGCUUUGCCUUCGUGACAAUGGCGUCUGCUGAAGAAGCACAGGCUGUGAUUGAUAAGUUUAACUCUUAUGAAAUAUCGGGUCGGAAAAUAAGGAUAGAGUUGUCAAAGAGAUUCAAGAAGCCUUCUCCUCCACGUCUUGAAGCUCCCGCUGCUGGAGAGACACGCCAUAAAAUUUAUGUGUCAAAUCUUGCAUGGAAAGCAAGAUCUACUCAUCUUAGAGAUUUGUUCUCUGAAAACUUCAAACCAGUUUCAGCCAGGGUUGUCUUUGAUGCCCCUUUAGGGAGAUCUGCCGGUUAUGGCUUUGUCUCUUUCGCUACACAGGAGGAAGCAGAGGCUGCAAUUUCCGCUUUGGAUGGGAAGGAACUGAUGGGCAGACCACUUCGUCUGAAAUUCAGUGAAAAGAAUGUUAAUGAAGCUGGAAUUGAAAAGGAAGAAGACUUAUCUGAGGGUCAACAGGAAGAGCUGUAGAUCCAUAGACAUCCUUUCGUCAUCUUUAUGCUUGGGUUACUUGUUUAGAGUAACCUGGCUGAGCUCCAAUAUUUGGCUGUACUGCCCGUGAAAGUGAUGGAAGGUCUUAUCUUUGGUCUGUAUAUUUUCCGCCUUCAUGAUUCUUUUCUAUUAUAAUUUUGAGUACUGUAUAGUAACAGUUACCUUUUUCAUCAUUUUUUCCCACCCGUAUCUUCUUGAUCGUGUCAGUGUUCUAACAUACAAUUCCUGCUUUAUUCCAGAUUUAUAGGUAGAAAUUUAUUUUUUCUACUAUUAUUGCUCAAAGAAAGCUCUUUUCUGGUGUUA
Messenger RNA from Juglans microcarpa x Juglans regia, 1272 nucleotides. RefSeq names its product 28 kDa ribonucleoprotein, chloroplastic-like. The transcript is spliced from 4 exons. The annotation marks the transcript as partial. Lineage: Eukaryota; Viridiplantae; Streptophyta; Magnoliopsida; Fagales; Juglandaceae. The record is from RefSeq and is a predicted model, not a curated record. Gene Ontology annotation, cellular component: cytosol. Gene Ontology annotation, molecular function: mRNA binding.